AUGACAUCUAAAGCUCAACGAGAAGCUGCUGCUAAGCUUGAAACUAAGUUGCUAGAAAUUCUUGGAAAAUUAACUAAAGAAGAAGAAAAUAAAUAUUGUGCUGAUUGUGGAGAAAAACAACCAAGAUGGGCAUCACAUAAUUUGGGAGUUUUUGUUUGUAUUAAUUGUGCUGGUCUUCAUCGCCAAUUAGGUGUACAUAUUUCAAAAAUAAAAAGUGUUAAUUUAGAUAAGUGGACUCCAGAACAGGUGCAAUUUAUGAGAUUAAUGGGUAAUGCAAAAGCAAAAGCUGUUUAUGAAGCAGAGUUACCUGUAAAUUUUAUCCGACCCAGAUCAGGUCCUGGUAUGGAACACUUUCUAAGAGCAAAAUAUGAGUCAAGAAAAUAUCAAUUAAAAGGUUGGGUACCACCUGUUGCAAAAGCAUCAGAUUUACUAGCAAGUAUUGAAAGUGGAACAAUAACAAAAAGUAUCAAAAAUGUAAGUCCGCAAUCUACAGUUAUUCCUCAACAAACUGUAUCUAAUACUACAACACAAAAGCAGGUUAUGUCUCCUAAAACUGAAGCAUCUUUAAUUGAUCUUUCUGAUACUGUGGUUUCUCCACCAAUUACAAUACAAAAUAAACAAUCAAGUGAUUUAGAUGAUUUAUUUGGCUCAUUUUCAAGUGCACCUACAAUUACCAAUUCUGGAACAAAUAAUGUAGUUCAAUCUAAUGAUCCAUCUUUAUUAUCACUUGAUUUAGGAAAUAUGAAUUUAAAUGAAAUGAAUAGUAACAAUAGUACACAAGAAAAAAAAUCUAUAGAUGAUAUAAUGUCCUUAUUUAAUUCUCCAAGUAAACCAACUUACCAGCAACCUACUAUGCCAUUUGGAACCAAUCAAGUAAAUACUAAUUUUUCUAAUGAUUUAUUUGGUUCUUUUGCAAGUGCACCUACUCCAUCGAUUUCUUCAACAAAUAAUAUAAAACAAUCAAAUGAUAUGUCAUUGUUAUCACUUGACUUAGGAAAUAUGAAUGUAAAUGAGGUUAACAGUAACAAUGAUUCUCAAGGAAAAAAAGCCAUUGAUGAUAUGAUGUCUUUGUUUAGCUCACCAAAUAAUUCGAAUUUUCAACCAACAUUUCCUUUACAUUAA
Strongyloides ratti is the source of this 1122-nucleotide messenger RNA. Its product is annotated as Arf GTPase activating protein family-containing protein. The record is from RefSeq and is a predicted model, not a curated record. The transcript is spliced from 2 exons. Bases 1 to 1122 code for a protein of 373 amino acids. Gene Ontology annotation, molecular function: metal ion binding; GTPase activator activity. Lineage: Eukaryota; Metazoa; Nematoda; Chromadorea; Rhabditida; Strongyloididae.